Molecule: messenger RNA, 3078 nt
Organism: Cygnus atratus (black swan)
Lineage: Eukaryota; Metazoa; Chordata; Aves; Anseriformes; Anatidae
Gene: DCDC2
Product: doublecortin domain containing 2
Biological process (GO): neuron migration; cilium assembly; intracellular signal transduction
Cellular component (GO): microtubule; microtubule organizing center; kinocilium
Source: RefSeq, a predicted model, not a curated record
AUGACUAGUCCUGGCACAAAGGGGUCGUUCCUCUCGCAGCCGAUGGUGAAGAGUGUGCUGGUGUAUCGCAAUGGGGAUCCUUUCUUCCCGGGGCGCCGCAUUGUCAUCAAUGAGAAGAAAGUGUCCAACUUUGAGGUCUUCCUGAAAGAAGUGACAGGUGGGGUGAAGGCACACUUUGGAGCCGUGCGUAACAUCUAUACCCCCCGGGCUGGGCAUCGUGUCCGGCAGCUGGAGGAGCUUCAGAGUGGAGAGCAGUAUGUGGCUGGUGGCAGGGAAGCCUUCAAGAAACUGAACUAUUUGGACAUAGGAGAAACAAAGAAAAAACCUGCUGAAGUCAACAAUGAGGUCAAGCCAGUUACUCAUAGUAGAAUUACUGCAUCAGCGCGGUUUCGAAAGCCACUCCAGGAGCCCUACACUAUUUUCCUGAUUGCUAAUGGAGAUCUAAUUAGCCCUGUAGUGCGACUCCUUAUUCCCAGGAAAACACUGAAUCACUGGGACCACAUUCUCGAAAUGGUUACAGCAAAAGUUACCCUCAGAAGUGGAGCUGUUCACAGACUUUACAGUUUAGAUGGAAAACUUGUUCAGGAUGGGUCAGAUUUGGAGAAUGGGCAAUUUUAUGUUGCAGUGGGUAGAGAAAAGUUUAAGAAGUUGCCAUACGGUGAUCUGCUGUUUAGCAAAUCUACAAUAAGAAGGCCACAGGGUUCCAAAGCAUCUGUACUACCUCCAAUUGUGGGAUCUCGAAAAUCUAAAGGCAGUGGAAAUGAUCGGCAGUCUAAAUCUACCGUUGGAUCCAGUGAUCCUGGAGAGAACAAUUGCUCACCUCAGCCUCCAAAAGGGAAGGACAAGAAAUGCCAUAAUCCAGAGGAUUCUGUGUCUAGAGGACACUUUUCUAACAAGUCUACAAAAGUAAAACAAACAAUAAGAGUAGCAGCCUCCACAGGAGUCCUUCAAGAUAAUGGUGACAGGAUUUACAAAGUUAGAGAAGAGCAGUCUGAAAUGUGGGGGGCAGCUGAAGUGCAGGAAGAUGAAGACACUCACGUAGAAGUUCCUCUGGACCAGAGGCCAGCAGAAACUGUAGAUGAAGAGGAAAAUGCAGAAGAGGAAGAUGGCAGGGAAGAGGAGGAGGCAUAUAAACUAAAGGAAGAAUAUCCAGAAAUGAAUGGAGAGGAAAGCAGGGAAAUUGUUAAAAAAAGAAAUAAAGUGGAAGAAAAUAAGAAGAAAUUAAAUGGGAAUUAUAAACACGACACAGAAGAAACAGAGAAUGUUGACCAAGCAGAGGAAGAGGAACUCACCCAUUUAAAUUCCAAGACAAAUGAGGAAAAUGGUGAGGGAAUUGAGCAGUUGAACAGCCAAGGUAAUUUUCAGUCUAAAGAGGACAUAAAAGAAAAGGAGUAUUUUGACAGUCAGAACCAGGUUGAUUCCCAUAUUGAAAAAACAUCCACAAAUCCGAGGGUGACAAUCACCAGUCCACAGGAAAAUGGAAAAAAGGACCAGAGCAAUGACUAUGCUGCAGUUGCAUAGAUAUAAAAAAUGUAAUGAGUGGAAAAUGAAUACAAUACUUGUAUCACAAACAUUUUUUGUGAUUGGUAACUUAAAAUGGGAAGAUAGGUUGAGUACCCAUGUAUUGCAUCUUGAGAUGAUAAUGCCAUAUGGAAUGAUAGAGAAAAUAAAUGUUAGUAGAUAUUAAAAGAGCAUUGAAUUAUUUUUACAAGAUAUGACUUUCUGAUGCAAUUUGACAGGGAAAAUGUAAGACUGUUCUAUAUUAAUAUUAGAAAUAACUAUUCUGUGAUAUAAAAUGGUUAGCAGUAGCAGAGUCAAACAUAUAUAUAUUUUUGUUCCAGAAAAAGGAUAAAUAAACAAGUUAAAUGUCAGAACAUCUUUGCAGACUUGUUUAAAAAAGAAAAAUAAUUUGUGACUUUUAAUGAGGACAUAUGUAGUUUUUCCUUUAAAAUUCCACAUGAUAUACAUGAUUCCCAGGCAUAACAGUAAGAUAUAAAUAUAAUACUUUCCUCAGUUAAAGGACACAAAACAUGGUGUACUAUAAUGAGAAGCCAGUCCUAAUAUUACCGAAUAGUGGAUUUUCAGUAUAUUAAUUUGAUCAUUAGGUUUUGCAUUCUUAAACAGCAUUUAUUUGGCAUUGUGAAGAUGUGUUGACAGCCCACAGUACUGCAGUUUCUUCCCACUUGCAACAACAAGUUUUGUUGAUCGUCCUGCACCGAUUUACUAAACCGUGAGUUGUAGUGAAAAAAGAAUAAGGGAGGGGUAUGUAGCAGAUUAGUUCAUUUGUAUUUCAGUCCUUGUGAAAUGUAAUUUAUUAAUGAAAAAAAUGAAGAGGCCCAGAUUCAGACUGAAAUUGGUGUGAAAUCGUUGCUAUUAAUGGAACUAUUUUAACAUUAGGAUAACCCACCAGUUUUCUGUAAAACUCAGAAGCUGUUGUUGUAUUUAUGAAUCCUUUACAUGCCCUUAAUGCAUGAAAGUAUAUUACCAUAUUUUUGAGUAAGAUGGUUCCUGAUAGGCUGUGGCUUAAUUUGCAUCAGUAAAUAAGGCAUUGAUCCACAGUAUUAGUUCUCUUAAUGACACCAAUCCCAUUACUCUUAUUGUUUCUCUGUUAGCGAUGAUUUGUAGUUCAUGAAAUACAGCCCUGAGCAUAAUUUCAUUAAUUAUACAAAAGAAAUAGUGAGUUUCCUUAUCAUUAAUGCUGGUAAAUUAUUACUAUGAGAAAUUAAAUGUCACUUUUGUUGAUUUCAUGCCAUUAAGACAAAAAUUACAUUCAUGAACAAAUUGAACUUGAAGCACUGUUUGAAGAAUGUGUAGAAUGUCACUUGUCAUGACUGAAACUCAUAUAGAUAUCUGCACUUUUCUACUAACUAGAAAUGGAGUAGUUUUUCCAAUGGAGUAGAAAUAUGCAGAGUAUUGACAAUGGAAGUGAAAAAAAAAAGAAAAAAAAGUAACCUUAAAAACCAUAGGAACAGGGUUAGAGUGGUUUGCCCUAUGGUAACUCUGAAAUGUCUGAUUUGCAUGUCCUUUGUUGAACUGUCUGUCAGAGAUCUAGGGGAAAAUUACAUCCAUGGUUCAAAA